CGUUCAACAGUAAUCAGUAAUAACUAUGUAGUAACUAUAUACAUUUCAUAAUUAUUAUAAGUUCAAACCACCCGACGCUAUUGUUCAACAUUCAACUCUAGUCUUUUAUUCUCGUCUCAUCAGUGAAUUGCACAAUAUAUCUUAGGAUGGAAAAUAUGUUUAGUACGUCCGGAGAAAAAGAGACUGAUGAAAAACUCUUGCAGCCCUUCACUUAUAUUAUGCAAGUGCCUGGCAAACAAAUCAGAGCUAAACUCGCUCAUGCAUUUAAUUAUUGGUUGAAAAUACCAUCAGACAAAUUGGCUGUUAUUGGAGACAUAGUGCAGAUGUUGCAUAAUUCUAGUCUCUUAACUGAUGAUAUUCAAGAUAAUUCAGUCUUAAGACGUGGAAUACCUGUAGCACAUUCAAUCUAUGGUGUUGCUAGUACAAUCAAUGCUGCAAAUUAUAUGUCAUUUGUUGCAUUAGAACGAACUCUGAGCUUAGGACAUCCAAUGGCUACCACUGUAUACACUGAACAAGUGUUAGAACUUCACCGAGGUCAAGGAAUGGAAAUUUAUUGGAGAGAUAAUUAUACAUGUCCGACUGAAGAUGAAUACAAAAAAAUGACAAUUAGAAAGACUGGUGGUUUAUUUAUGCUUGCUAUCAGACUUAUGCAAUUAUUCAGUGACAAUACUAGCGACUUCACCAAACUUACUGGAAUAUUAGGAUUGUAUUUUCAGAUUCGAGAUGAUUAUUGUAACUUGUGUUUGCAAGAAUAUUCUGAAAAUAAGAGUUAUUGUGAAGAUUUAACAGAAGGGAAAUUCAGUUUCCCUAUUAUACAUGCAAUCCAUACUCGCCCUGAAGACAAACAAGUGAUUCAUAUUUUGCGACAGCGAACAAGAAAUGUUGAUGUGAAAAAGUAUUGUGUAAAGUUGUUGGAUAAUUAUGGUUCAUUUGAACAUACAAGGAAAGUAUUGACACAAUUGGAUAGUGACGCUCGUAAAGAAGUGGAAAAUCUUGGUGGUAAUCCAUUGAUGAUUAAAAUAUUAGACGGACUUAGAAACUGGUCAUAUAAUUUUGACGAAAAGACAAAUAAUUAAAUAUUUUCAUUUUUAUAUUUUAAUUUCAAUUUCCACCAUGACCAACUGUUCUAAAGUACUUUUAUUCAUGUGAAUUUUCACAUUUUUAGUUGCAUAUUAAAUAUUUUGCAGUACCAAAAUGUAAUGGGGACCCUUUAUAUGUAUGUUUACUAAUAAUCAGUAGAGUUUAUUUUAAUUAAAGAAUUAUUGUACUCUGUCAACCGAAUAUUACAAGAAUUUAAAUUCUACAGGCCUUAUCAUUAAUUUUGAAAAAGUUAUUAACCUUUUUUAAUUUAUAAUACUGUUAUGUGGCAAUCAAUCACUGUAAACAAAAUUUAAAAAAAAUAUGCCAUAAUCAAUUCUAUUUUGGCCUGUUUAAUAUAUAAGUAUGUACUUAAAUGUAAAAUAUUGCCAAAGUUUA
This is a messenger RNA of Melanaphis sacchari, 1476 nucleotides long. It is a transcript of the gene qm, whose product is annotated as geranylgeranyl pyrophosphate synthase. Bases 147 to 1076 code for a protein of 309 amino acids. The record is from RefSeq and is a predicted model, not a curated record. The transcript is spliced from 7 exons. Gene Ontology annotation, molecular function: prenyltransferase activity. Gene Ontology annotation, biological process: isoprenoid biosynthetic process. Lineage: Eukaryota; Metazoa; Arthropoda; Insecta; Hemiptera; Aphididae.